Molecule: messenger RNA, 4580 nt
Organism: Saimiri boliviensis boliviensis (Bolivian squirrel monkey)
Lineage: Eukaryota; Metazoa; Chordata; Mammalia; Primates; Cebidae
Source: RefSeq, a predicted model, not a curated record
GUGCCUGUGCGUGUGUGUGUGCGCGCUGUAUGCCUGUGUGUUGAGACGUGUGCAUCCCCCAAAAGGCCCCCCACGCCUGGGACCUCUUCAUUCCUUCACACCCCCAACCUCCGUUUCCAUUUUCUCUGUCCACAGUUCUGUUCCAAGCGCCUGCUGCCCUCAUUUGCUCCUGUGCCUUCCCCGCCUCCUCCCCCUACCUCCGCCUCUGGGCCUGGCUCGCCCUGUCCCGUAGUCUCCAGCCCUUUCCAUCUGUCUGGCCUGAGACUUUACAUGGUGGGGCCUUGCUGCCUCGUCCCCUGCCCUAGCCUUUGCUCUAGCCUUUGCUCGACUCCUGAGCUCUCUUCCCCCCCUCUGCAGCCUUUCCUCCCUGCUAGCUGGCUGGCUGGCUCUUGAUGCUGUCUCUCUCUUCCUCCCACGCAUUCUCCUCUCCCUCUCCCUGAUCCCCAGCUCAGGCCGCUGCGGCCUGAUCAGUCCUAUCCCUCAUCAGUCCUCUGCCUCCGUCAGCCAGCUCCCCUUUCCCAUGUUCCCUCUUGCCUUUUCGUCUUCACGUUCUCUCUCUCUUCCUCCUCCCCUCUCAUCCUCUUGGGUUCUCGCCUCUGCCGUAUCUUCUUUCUGUCCCUGUCUGUUCCCUCCAUCAUCCGUCACCACCUGUUUCCUUUUCUCCUCUGGGCUCACAGGGUCUUCCCCUCUCCAGCCCCUGGAGGCCUGGUUUCUGGGACCUUCCAUUCUCCAGUCCCUUUUCCAUCUUUCCCUCCCUCCAUCUCCUCUUCUGGGGACACAGGAUGGGGAGGAAUGGAGCGCACCAGGCAAGCUGUGAGAUUGAGGGGACACCGUGGGGUCAGGGUGGGGAUUCUAGGAUGUUGUGGCAUGUCCUGGGAAGGGGGAGGUUGCUAACUUGCUGACAUUUCACCAAGAAGAUGAGGAGGAGGUAUCUGAGCCUAGGGAGCAGCCAAGCAGGUUCUGGAGUGAGAACUGGCAAGAGAGGAGUUGGGGGGUAGGAAGGGUGAUAGGUCCUGGGGCAGGGGCCAGAUAGGGAUGAGACUGUGAGAGCAGGGCAGUGAAUUGGAGCUGACAGAGCUAGGAAAGGAAGGCCCUGGAGACAGGGAUGGUCCAGAGUGCUUGCGCGAAUCCUGUGGCUGCUAGGAGUGAGGGAAGGAAGACUAGAGAUGCUCUUUUGCAAGGCAGGGCCAUUAGAUUUCUGAGGAGGGGGAAGAGGAGGGUAGGGAGCUGGUGGUAGGGAUGGUAGUUGGUACAGGGCUCAGGAGGCAGAAGAGGGUAGAGGGAGAGAAUUGCUGGAGGCCAUAAGCAUGGGGUGGAGGUUGCAGCCCAAGGCGUUAGCUGAGGGACAGAAGAAGCCUCAAUUUUCAGAAGAGGGGGGAGUGGAUUGAGAAGUGAAAGAUUGUCACUUGAGAAUCAUCUUGUUAUGAAGGUAGGAUAAAGGAGAAUGGUGACAAACUCUCUGGGAAAUCAGAAAUUGAGAUGGAGUAGCUGAGUGAGGUGGCGUGUGUCUGUGGCUACUCAGGAGGUUGAGGUAGGAGGACUACUUGAGCCCAGGAGUUCAAGGCAUCAGUGAGCUAUGAUGACACCACUGCACUCCAGCCUGAGUGACACAGCAAGACCCUGUCUCGGGAAAAAAAGAAUCUGGGAUGGAGGAUGAGGCCACAACCUUGGCCAAUUCUCCCCCUGUGAUUGUCAACACAGAUACCCUAGAAGCCCCAGGAUAUGAGUUGCAGGUGAACGGGACCGAGGGGGAGAUGGAAUACGAGGAGAUCACAUUGGAAAGGGGUAACUCAGGUCUGGGCUUCAGCAUCGCAGGUGGCACUGACAACCCACACAUCGGUGACGAUCCGUCCAUUUUCAUCACCAAGAUCAUUCCUGGUGGGGCUGCGGCCCAGGAUGGCCGCCUCAGGGUCAACGACAGCAUCCUGUUUGUAAAUGAAGUGGACGUGCGUGAGGUGACCCACUCAGCAGCAGUGGAGGCCCUCAAAGAGGCAGGCUCCAUCGUUCGCCUCUAUGUCAUGCGCCGGAAGCCCCCAGCUGAGAAGGUCAUGGAGAUCAAGCUCAUCAAGGGGCCCAAAGGUCUUGGCUUCAGCAUCGCAGGGGGCGUAGGGAACCAGCACAUCCCAGGAGAUAAUAGCAUCUAUGUAACAAAGAUCAUCGAAGGGGGUGCUGCCCACAAGGAUGGGAGGUUGCAGAUCGGAGACAAGAUCCUGGCGGUCAACAGUGUGGGGUUGGAGGACGUCAUGCAUGAAGAUGCUGUGGCAGCCCUGAAGAACACGUAUGAUGUUGUCUACCUAAAGGUGGCCAAGCCCAGCAAUGCCUACCUGAGUGACAGCUAUGCUCCCCCAGACAUCACAACCUCUUAUUCCCAGCACCUGGACAAUGAGAUCAGUCACAGCAGCUACCUGGGCACCGACUACCCCACAGCCAUGACCCCCACUUCCCCUCGGCGCUACUCCCCAGUGGCCAAAGACUUGCUCGGGGAGGAGGACAUUCCCCGAGAACCGAGGCGAAUCGUGAUCCACCGGGGCUCCACGGGCCUAGGCUUCAAUAUCGUGGGUGGCGAGGACGGCGAAGGCAUCUUCAUCUCCUUUAUUCUGGCCGGGGGCCCUGCAGACCUCAGUGGGGAGCUGCGGAAGGGGGACCAGAUCCUGUCGGUCAAUGGUGUUGACCUCCGAAACGCCAGCCAUGAGCAGGCCGCAAUUGCCCUGAAGAAUGCGGGUCAGACGGUCACGAUCAUCGCUCAGUAUAAACCAGAAGAGUACAGCCGAUUUGAGGCCAAGAUCCACGACCUUCGGGAGCAGCUCAUGAACAGCAGCCUGGGCUCAGGGACGGCCUCCCUGCGGAGCAACCCCAAGAGGGGUUUCUACAUCAGGGCCCUGUUUGAUUACGACAAGACCAAGGACUGCGGCUUCCUCAGCCAGGCCCUGAGCUUCCGCUUUGGGGACGUGCUGCAUGUCAUCGAUGCUAGCGAUGAGGAGUGGUGGCAGGCGCGGCGGGUCCACUCUGACAGUGAGACCGAUGACAUUGGCUUCAUCCCCAGCAAACGGCGGGUUGAGCGACGAGAGUGGUCAAGGUUAAAGGCCAAGGACUGGGGCUCCAGCUCUGGAUCACAGGGUCGAGAAGACUCGGUUCUGAGCUACGAGACAGUGACGCAGAUGGAAGUGCACUAUGCUCGCCCCAUCAUCAUCCUUGGGCCCACCAAGGACCGCGCCAAUGAUGAUCUUCUCUCUGAGUUCCCCGACAAGUUUGGAUCCUGUGUUCCCCAUACGACACGGCCCAAGCGGGAGUAUGAGAUAGAUGGCCGGGAUUACCACUUUGUGUCGUCCCGGGAGAAAAUGGAGAAGGACAUUCAGGCACACAAGUUCAUUGAGGCCGGCCAGUACAACAGCCACCUCUAUGGGACCAGCGUCCAGUCCGUGCGAGAGGUGGCAGAGCAGGGGAAGCACUGCAUCCUCGAUGUCUCGGCCAAUGCCGUGCGGCGGCUGCAGGCGGCCCACCUGCACCCCAUCGCCAUCUUCAUCCGCCCCCGCUCCCUGGAGAAUGUGCUAGAGAUUAAUAAGCGGAUCACAGAGGAGCAAGCCCGUAAAGCCUUCGACAGAGCCACCAAGCUGGAGCAGGAGUUCACAGAGUGCUUCUCAGCCAUCGUGGAGGGUGACAGCUUUGAGGAGAUCUACCACAAGGUGAAGCGCGUCAUCGAGGACCUCUCAGGCCCCUACAUCUGGGUUCCAGCCCGAGAGAGACUCUGAUUCCUGCCCUGGCUUGGCCUGGACUCGCCCUGCCUCCAUCUCCUGGGCCCUUGGUCUGGACUGAAUUGCCCAAGCCCUUGGCUCCCCCCGGCCUCCCUCCCACCCCUUCUUAUUUAUUUCCUUUCUAACUGGAUCCAGCCUAUUGGAGGGGGGACACUCCUCUGCAUGUAUCCCUGCACCCCAGAACUGGGCUCCUGAACGCCAGGAACCUGGGGUCUGGGGGGGAGCUGGGCUCCUGGUUCCAAGCCCUUGCUCCUUAGGACCCCCACCCCUGCCCGCCCCCAAUGCACACACAGACCCACCGGGGGCCACCUGCCCUCCCCCAUCUUCUCCCACACACAUUCCAGAAGUCAGGGCCCCCUCGAGGAGCACCCGCAGCAGGGAUGCAGGGCCACAGGCCUCCGCUCUCUCCCGAGGCAGGGUCUGAGGUCACCCCUGCCCUCAUCGUAAUUCCCAUGUCCCUUGAUUUCUCAUUUAUUUUUUCCACUUUUUUUCUUCUCAAAGGUGAUUUUUGUGGGGAGAAGCAGGGGACUCUGAGGCGGGCCCCCUGCCUUCCACACGCCCCCCACCUUUUUUCUUUGCUGGUUUGCAUGAGUGGAAGGUUUAAAUGUGGCUUUUUUUUUUUUUUUUUUUUUUUCCUGGGAAUUUUUUUUUUUUUUGGGGAAAAGGGAGGGAUGGGUCUAGGGAGUGGGAAAUGAGGGAGGGAGGGUGGGGGGCAGGGGUCAGGGGUCGGGUGUCCGGGAGCCAGAGAAGACUGGAAAUGCUGCCGCCUUCUGCAAUUUAUUUAUUUUUUCUUUUGAGAGAGUGAAAGGAAGAGACAGAUACUUGAAA